AUGAUUCUUAAUCAGCUCCAAGAACAACUUACCUCGGUUACUGCUCGCGUCAACGAACAUGAUGGUCUUCUUGCUCGUUUAGAUACUCUGGAAAAAGAGAAUUCAGAGUUGAAAAAACUUUUACAGGACAAGGACCUUGCAAUUCAAAAAUUGCAGGGUGCAGUCUCCGCUAAGCAAGCUAAGAAGCGUCUUGCUAUUGGUCGCGCCUUUACAACUGCUGCUCGUAAAGGUCCUCAAGGUUACCAAUAUGUUUAUAUUGGUAGAUCUAAGAAGAUUGCACGCUCUGAAGUUCGCUCUCUCUUGCGCAAAGCCGGCGUUGAUUUGGGUCGUGUGCUUGACAUCUGUUUCCCAGCAUCCGAUGUUAUUGGCAUCCUGGUGCAUGUGCAAUAUGUUCAGGAUUUUACUGCACUUUUGGAGGCUUGUGAGGCUGAAUUCUUCUUCGACUUUGACCCUUUGGACCCUGCUAACAUAGCUGAUCCUAAGUAUGACUCUUUGACUCUGGAUCAACGUACUGCUUUGAUCAUGGAAUUUACUGCUGCUCGGUGUCUGCAAACCUUAGCUUUCCUACGUCCUCUGAAUGUCAGUGGUGUUGGUAAGUACUUUGUUGAGCAAGGCUGGAUUUGUGACGAAGACCUUUCUGUUUCUGUUGGUGAUGCCAUUCAACGCUUUGCAAAGAAGGAACCCAAGAGGGCUAACUUCUUGUUCCGUCGCAAGAUUAAUGCUGACUCUGCCAAUGAAGAUUCUGCUAUGGAACAAUAA
Molecule: messenger RNA, 759 nt
Organism: Mucor velutinosus
Lineage: Eukaryota; Fungi; Mucoromycota; Mucoromycetes; Mucorales; Mucoraceae
Gene: SF3B5
Product: Splicing factor 3B subunit 5
Exons: 2
Coding region: 1-759 (252 amino acids)
Source: RefSeq, a predicted model, not a curated record